GUAACAAGAGAGUAAUUACAUUGGCACAGUAUGAUUUAUUAUAUCCUAGAGGCUCUACAGGAGUAUUAUCAUACAUGUUUGAUGUAUCAUUAAUGGCAUGUUUACUCAGACAUUUCACAGAUCUAGACAUCCAAGAAAGUCUUCCAGUGAAAAUAAACCAUUCUGUUGCUGCAGAUAUUUCCAGGAUAAAAUUUUACAGAAACUCCAUUGUUCAUUCUGACAGCGGUAAAGUCGACGAAGACAAGUUCUUGGAGAUUUGGAACUGUGUGACUGAGGCAAUACUCAGGCUAGCACCAGAAAUGAAGCAAGAGAUUGAUGCGUUGAUAAGUUCAUCGUUAACUAAUGUCACUGAUAUCAUAGAUUGUAUACGGCUUGAGAAACAGUUAAAAAAAACAAAUCAGCAUAUGGUAACAAUCAACAAGAAAUUAGAGACGCUAGAAAUAGAAAAAAAUAAUAUAACAGAAAUACAACAACGAACUUUGAAAGAAUGGAGAAAUAAUGGCAAAAAAUACAUUCCUACCUCAGCAACAAUGUUUAUACUAGAAUCAUUAAACAAAACGACGGGUGUUAUUAUUACUGGAUCUCCAGGCUGUGGAAAAUCUGCAGUCGCUCAUCAUGUAGCAUUGGAAUUAGAAAAGGAGAAAUACGAUAUAAUUCCUUGUGAUGAUCCUUCAGGAAUCAUUAAGCAUUUUACAAAAGAUAAAUUCCAAGUUUUUGUAAUUGAUGACGUUUGUGGUAAAUUCUCUCUUAAUCAACAAAAAGCAGAAUCAUGGGAGCAAAAAGAUUGCAAAUUAAGUAUGCUAAUUGAGUCUUGUAAUCUGAAUGACGACGAUGACGAAAAUGAUAGCAAAUCAGUGCAUAAGUUUAUCAUUACGUGCAGGGAAAAUAUAUAUGUUCACGAGACAUUCCCAAAACUUACUUGUUUUUCACUUGUACAAUGCAGCUUUAGUACCGAAUACAAAAUUACUCCAGAAGAAAGGAGGACUAUUGCAAUGUCGUAUGUACCUGAGAAUAUAGUGAACGACAUAGAAAAUAUUUGUCUGUACGAUUUUUUCCCUCUUUUAUGUUCUCUGUACUGUACAAACCUUAAUCAAGAUCAUAGAUUCUUUACCCAUCCUGUUGAAAUAAUUGGAAAUGAAAUCAUAAAAAUGAAAAAACAAUCUACAUCAUCUUUUCUCUGUAUUUCUCUCCUUGUUCUUAGAAAUAAUAAAUUUUGUAUAGACGAAUUAAGAUCCGAGGAUGUGCAACAGCUAGUUAAUGCUAUAUGCUGGGAAUGUAAAAUCGAACCUGUAUCCAUUGUAACGAUAUUUAACAGUUUUGAGUGUCUUAAAGGUGUCUAUAUUACAGAAUCGGAUGACUUCUACACAGCAAUCCACGACAAAAUGUUUGACAUCAUAUCAGCAGCUAUUGCACCAUUUAUAAUAAAAUGUUUAAUAGACCACGUUGAUAUUGCAUUCCUGGCAAAUCGUGCGUACAUUUCAUCAUUUACUCAAAAUAGUGUUCCUUUUGUUAUUCAAAUACCACAAGAGUUCGAAAGCCAAUUUCUACAACGACAAAUAAAAGAUGCAAUGAAGGGCAAAUACUGGGAAGUAUUUGGAAGCAUUCAAACAGAAAAUGAGGCAUAUAGAAAACUACUUCUAUCGUUUCUGAAAGAACAAGACACAUGUCAGCAAAUUUCGUUUGAUUUCGAUGAAGAUGGGAAUACGCUUUUGUAUGUAUCACCUCAUUUGGGAUACAUUGAUUUUGUAGAACAUUUUGUAGUAAAUUAUCCGUAUCACAUAAAGGUUAAAGACAAUGAGGGUAGGUCUCCCUUUUAUGUCGCAUGUGAAAAGGGUCAAAUUGCAGUCGUUAGAUAUUUAAUGAAAUAUAAUGAGAACAUUGAUACAAAAAAUAUGGAUAACACAACAGCAUUAUCGGCAACCUGCCUUAAUGGUCACACUGAGGUUGCUCAACUUUUAUUAGACAACAAAGCAGAUAUCAACAGUAGAGAUACUUAUGGACAAACUGCUUUACAUUCAGCCUGCCAAAAUGGACACGCAGAAACUGUGAAAAUAUUGAUGGAAUUUGGCAUGAAUGUCAAUCAGAAAGAUAAAAAUGGUAGAACACCACUGUAUGUUGCCUGUAAACAUGGUUGUUAUGAUACAGUGAAAUACCUACUUGAUUUAAACGACCAAGCAUUAAUAAGUCGUGUAGAUACAACAAUAAAAAACGACAAAGGAUUUUCAGUUUUACAUAUAGCAUGUUUCGAAGGACAUUUAGAGGUAGUAAAGUUAUUGAUUGACGUUGGUAUGAAUCUUAAUGAUACAACAAAUGCAGGUUCUACACCACUUCACAUGGCUUGUCAGAAUGGUCAUUAUGAAACAGUGAAAUUCUUACUUGACUUAAAUCGCCAAGUAUUAAAUAGUCGUGUCGAUACUACCAUUAAACAGAAAGAUGGAUGGUCAGUUUUACAUAUAGCAUGUUUCAAAGGACAUUUAGAGGUAGUAAAGUUAUUGAUUGACGUUGGUAUGAAUCUUAAUGAUACAACAAAUGCAGGUUCUACACCACUUCACAUGGCUUGUAAGAAUGGUCAUUAUGAAACAGUGAAAUUCUUACUUGACUUAAAUCGCCAAGUAUUAAAUAGUCGUGUCGAUACUACCAUUAAACAGAAAGAUGGAUGGUCAGUUUUACAUAGAGCAUGUUUCAAAGGACAUUUAGAGGUAGUAAAGUUAUUGAUUGACGUUGGUAUGAAUCUUAAUGACAUAUUAACAAUCGAUUUUACACCACUACACAUGGCUUGUCAGAAUGGUCAUUAUGAAACAGUGAAAUACUUACUUGAUUUAAACGGCCAAACAUUAAAUAGUCGUGUUGAUACUUCCAUAAAAGAGGAAGAUGGAUGGUCAGUUUUACAUAUAGCAUGUUUAAAUGGACAUUUAGAGAUAGUAAAGUUAUUGAUUGACGUUGGUAUGAAUCUGAAUGAUACAACAAAAAUCAAUUCUACACCACUACACAUGGCUUGUCAGGAUGGUCAUUAUGAAACAGUGAAAUACUUACUUGACUUAAACUGCCAAGUAUUAAAUAGUCGUGUCGAUACUACCAUUAAAGAGACAGAUGGAUGGUCAGUUUUACAUAUAGCAUGUUUCCAAGGACAUUUAGAGGUAGUAAAGUUAUUGAUUGACGUUGAUGACGGUAUGAAUAUAAAUGAAAGAGACCAUUCUGGAACAACAGCUGUUCACUUAGCUUGUAUAAAUGGACAUUGUGGUAUUGUAAAGAUAUUAAAGGAUAAUGGUGCAGAAUUACAAAUAUUUGAUAAUGACAGACUUACGCCAUUUAUGUGUGCUAAAUACAGAGGGAAUGGUUCUUUGAACAUUGCCGUUAACAAAAACGCAACACAAGUUUCAACACGGAAUAAUAACGUUUUAAUAUUUGGACCAUGGAAUGCUAAUAAUGGAAAGAGAAAUCAAGUGGCAACUAAAGGUGAAUGUUUGCACACUUUUGUUACAGAUCCUGUUAAAUGGUGGACAGUAGAUUUUGGAAAUAUGUAUACCAUUGAAAGCGUUCACAUCUAUGCAAGAACAGAUUGCUGUCCUGAACAACACAGUGACUUUGAAAUACGAAUACAUAAUACUUCUGAUUGGAGUAGUCAGUAUAGUGUUUGCUAUAAGCAAAUUGGACAGGCACCCACUGAAUUGUAUGUUAACUGUACAGACCACAUAUCAGGGAAAUAUUUGACAGUAUAUAAGAAAGAUGAUUAUCACCAUUAUCCUUUGGCAUUAUGUGAAGUGGAGGUCUACGGAAUAGAAGUCAUUAGAAAUACAGCUAAUAUAUAUGAAUCAAAUUCAACUUCUCGUGGAUCCACACAUAGCGAUCACAAAAUAAAAGAAAAUAAUCUAAGUACCGGCUUUGAUUUUCAUGACCAAACAACAGAUUAUACUUAGUGGAUAUUUAAGGAACUGUUUCCCUCAAAACAAUGGAAUCCAUCGAGGACACCAUUCUAUCUUUUCAUACAGCCAUCGACCUCAUUGAUGGAAUGUUCAAUAAUAUGUACAGGUGACCCUAAAUAUAGAGCGGUUUUAUUUACGAAAACGCAUGUUUUGGAUUAUCCCCAUUAACGCCAAACUCAAAACUGAUUUCA
This is a messenger RNA of Mytilus trossulus (common blue mussel), 4114 nucleotides long. Its product is annotated as serine/threonine-protein phosphatase 6 regulatory ankyrin repeat subunit B-like. Lineage: Eukaryota; Metazoa; Mollusca; Bivalvia; Mytilida; Mytilidae. The transcript has 8 exons. The record is from RefSeq and is a predicted model, not a curated record. Gene Ontology annotation, molecular function: protein binding. The coding region runs from base 75 to 3917 and encodes 1280 amino acids.